AUGCGUGAAUAUAAAUUAGUAGUUUUGGGUAGUGGUGGUGUUGGCAAGAGUGCUCUGACUGUUCAAUUUGUACAGGGAAUAUUUGUUGAAAAAUAUGAUCCGACAAUUGAAGAUAGUUAUCGAAAACAAGUUGAGGUUGAUGGAAUACAGUCUAUGUUGGAAAUUCUUGACACAGCAGGAACGGAGCAAUUUACAGCAAUGCGUGAUUUAUACAUGAAAAAUGGUCAAGGUUUUGUAUUAGUCUAUUCGAUAACAGCCCAAUCAACCUAUAAUGAUUUAGUUGAUUUAAGAGACGCUAUUUUAAAAGUUAAAGAUACAACUGAUGUCCCAAUGGUCUUGGUAGGAAACAAAUGCGAUUUAGAAGAUGAACGUGUCGUUGGAAAAGAAGUGGGCCAAACAUUAGCACGCACUUGGGGAAGUACAUUCCUUGAAACAUCAGCCAAACUUAAAGUGAAUGUUCAUGAGGUAAGUAAUGUCUAGAAAUGUUUCAUUGAUUUGUUUAUUUACAAAAAACAAAAAUAACAGUAUCAUUAGGUUCGAUAAAUAAAACACAAUAUUAUUUAGAUAUUUUUUGAUCUUGUUCGACAAAUAAACAAACGCAUACCUGUAAAUAAAGAUAAAAACAAAAAACGCAAUACAUCACAAUCAAAUCCAAAUUCACCACCGUCUAAUAGUAACAAUACAAAUGAUUGUUGUAUAUUAUUGUAAACAAAAACAAGUCGAUGAUAAAUAUCAAUAAACUUUGUUUUGAAUGAUAUAUGUAAUUGAUUUUUUUCAAUAGGUUUUUUCUCUUCUUUUUUUCCGUUCUUUAUUAUUAUUAUUUUUUUCCGCUUUACUAUGACGUCUGACAUUGAAAGAAUUUAUUCUAGUCAAAAGC
Messenger RNA from Didymodactylos carnosus, 877 nucleotides. Lineage: Eukaryota; Metazoa; Rotifera; Eurotatoria; Philodinida; Philodinidae. The record is from the annotation of a GenBank genome assembly.